This is a messenger RNA of Rotaria sordida, 2638 nucleotides long. The record is from the annotation of a GenBank genome assembly. NCBI's taxonomy places the organism in Eukaryota, Metazoa, Rotifera, Eurotatoria, Philodinida, Philodinidae.
UGUUUUUAAUGCAUGUGCUAAACUUGCUAAUGAUCGAGCAAUGAAAAUUGGAAAAAAACUUCUUGAUAAUAUGCCUAAUGAUUAUCGAAAUAAUAAUAUUCUAUUAAAUUCAGCAAUAGAUAUGUUAAUGAAAUUUGGUGAUGUUCAAAGUGCUGAACGCAUAUUUGAUUCAAUCAAGAAGAAAAAUAUUAUUAGUUAUGGUGCUCUAAUGAAUGGUUACAACAUCAAUAGUAAACCAUGGAAAUGCUUUAAAAUUUUGGAAGAAAUGAAACAACAAGGUGUUGUUCUGGAUGAGCACGCAUGUAAUAUACUUAUUGGUACAUGUUCAAAAAUUGGUAUGAUUCGAGAAUGUCAGUACAUUAUUGAUCAAAUUCCUUUGCAUAUUCAAAAUCUGAAACAAAUACAAACUUCAUUGAUUCAUAUGUGGAGUAAAUGUGGUUCUAUUGAAAAGGCACAAAAUAUAUUUAAAUCAGUUCACAAUCAGGAUAUAAUGAUAUACAAUGCAAUGAUUAGUGGAUUUGGACUUAAUGGAAUGGGUCUUGAAGCUAUUGAAUUAUAUAGAAAAAUGCCGAAUGAAUUGCAAAAUGAAAUUACACAUAUUUGUGUAUUAAAUGCAUGUUCUCAUUCAGGUCUUCUUGAUCAAGCUCGAAAUAUCUUCAAUGAAAUUCCUUUGAAAACAGAAAAAAUCGUAACUGCUAUGACUGAUUGUUUAAGUCGUUUGUUUUUAUUUGAUGAAGCAGAAAAAUUGAUAGAUGAAUAUGAAAAGACAAAUUCACCAAGUUUUAUCAUGUAUUCGUGUUUAUUAUCUGGUGUACGUAAUAAUCGGAAUAAAAAAUUAUCUGAGAAGAUCUAUAAUCGAAUGAAAUCUUUGUUUCCUGAUGAAAAAGAAGGUCUUACAUCAAGUGUAAUUCUUGUAUCGAACCUAUAUUCAUCUGUUGGUGAACAUCAACAAGCAAAAGAAUUUCGAUUAAGUCAAAUAAAAGAAUUAGGAAAGAAAGUCAAAGCAGGUUUAUCAUGGACUGAUGGAAGUGGUGAAAUUGUGGCAUUUUUGGCUAAUGAUAAUUCUCAUCCUCAAUUAGCCGAAAUUCAUGAUGAAGUUAAUCGAAUGACAUCUGAAGUGAUAAAACUUGGUUACAAGUGCGAUUCUUCCUGGGUUACUCGUGAACUACGGGAAGAAGAAACAAUUGAAUCAGCUUUAGGUGGUCAUAGUGAAAGAUUGGCUUUAGCCUUUAAUUUUAUUCAAAGACCUGUUCCAGAUUUUAUUCAAAUCACCAAAAAUCUUCGUAUUUGUGGUGAUUGUCAUGAAUAUACAAAACUGAGUUGUGUUAUUGCUGAUGACGAUGAUGAUGAAGGAGCGGAAGAAGUCAAAUCAUUUCAGCGAAUGUUAGAUUAUUUAAAAGAAACAAAAGAUGUUGAAUAUUUUACUUCAUUAGCAACAUUAAUGGCUAAUUGUAGUGUAUUUGAUCUUGAUACAUUUGAACGUUGUAUUAAAGCUGAAGUACUUGGUGUUGGUUCGAAAGAAAUGGCUGGAGAAAAAAAUUUACAUGAUGCUGAUUUUAUAAUAUCACUUUUUCGUUUUUGUCAACUUUUAUGUGAAGGACAUAAUCUUGAAUUUCAAAAUUAUCUUCGUUUACAAAUUGGAAGUAGUACAAAUGUGAAUAUUAUUAUUUGUACUGUUGAUUAUUUACUUAGUUCACAAGAAUCAUUAAUGGAUUUUUAUUGGCAUUAUUCAGGCAAAGAAACAAUUGAUGCAUAUGGAAAAGAAAAUCUUUGUCGAGUUAUUAUUGUUGCUAAACAAGUUUUUAAUACAUUAACAGAAUAUAUUCAGGGUCCAUGUUCACAAAAUCAAUUAGCAUUAGCAAAUAGUCGUUUGUGGGAUGCAAUUGCUGGAUUUUUCUAUAUUUUUGCACAUAUGCAAAGAGAAUUAUCUCAAGAUCCAACACAAAUUGAAUUAUUACAUGAAUUUAUGAAAUUACAAAAAGAUAUGAUUAUUAUGUUAUUAUCAAUGCUUGAAGGCAAUGUUCUUAAUGGAUCAAAUUUAAUAACAUCUGAAGCUUUUCAAGAAUAUGAUAUAAAUAAAGAUGGAUUUAUUUCUCCAAAAGAAUUUCGUCGAGCUAUGGAAACACAAAAAGUCUAUACAAAUCAAGAUAUAGAUUAUAUAUUAAAUUGUGUUGAUAUAAAUCAAGAUGGAAAAAUUGAUUUUAUGGAAUUUACAGAACGUUUUCAUAAUCUAGCUAGAGAUAUUGGUUUUAAUAUGGCUAUUUUAUUAACAAAUUUAUCUGAACAUAUGCCACAUGAUAUACGUUUACAACGUUUAAUGGAUAAAGGAAAAAGUUUUCUAUCAUAUUUUCAAGAUCAUCUUGAUAGAAUUGAAAUAAAAGGUGGUGCUGAUUAUAUUGAACGUGAAUCGAAAAAAACAUUUUUACAUUUAGUUAUUAAUGAAACAGAUGAUAAAGAAAAAUUAGAACAAUUUAUUAACUUUUGUGAAGAUACUAUUUUUGAAAUGCAACAUGCAGUUGCUAUCAGUGGUGAAGAAGAUGAUCAAACAUAUCGAAGAGCAAAAUCUUCAAAUAUUGAAUCAAAUAUUGUUCAUCCACCAACAUGUAAACCUAUGAAAUUAGCUCUAUCAUAUUCUUGA